AAAUGCACUUCACCUCACCAGCAACGAGUAAACAGACGUCCAGGAUGUCACAAGGCGCUAAGUGCUAGCUUUGAAUGUUAAGUGAUAUAAACUAUUAGUUGUACUAGCUCAUGGUGGAUAAUUUCUAGAAACUGGAAGUGACAGGAGCUGCAUAAUACACAUUUAGGGUUGUGUAAUAUGGCAGUGGCAGCUAAGCGGCUUGUAAAUGUGAUAACGUAUGUGCUACGCUAAGCUAGCAUGCUAAGCGCCAGCCUCGGCUAACCAGUUUUUUGGAAUGCUAGUGCGCAGCGCGAACCUCUUCGGACAUGGCAGCGGGAGCAGGAGCCACAUUAAGCGGCUCACUAGAGUCUACUUUAGACAGGAAGUUUCAAAGUGUCACAAACACGAUGGAUUCAAUCCAAGGACUGUCAGCGUGGUGCAUCGAAAACAAGAAGUACCACAGCUUCAUUGUGCGACACUGGAUGAAGAGUUUGAGGAAAUCUAAUGCCUCACACAGGCUCAACUUGUUUUAUCUUGCCAAUGAUGUCAUUCAGAACUGUAAAAGGAAAAAUGCCAUCGUCUAUCGUACGGCAUUCGCUGAUGUGCUCCCUGAAGCUUUCCUACUGGUCAACCGUGAGAGUGACGUAAAGAUGACUAAAUCCGUGGAAAGGAUAUUGUCCAUCUGGGAGGACAGGGGCGUGUAUUCAGGGACGCUCAUUGCUGACCUUCGGAGUAGCUUGGUCAAAGAGGAUUCCCCUCCUGAGACGCCUGUGGAGCAAAAAACUCCAGUUGAGUCUAAAGCAGAUCUACAGUCCAAGGUUGUUGCUGAGUUUGUGCCUCAGGCACUAAUAGAUCAACUGUUUAAAUACAAGAGAUCUAUGGAGGAGGUGGACCUGAGAGAAAAACAGCUGGCAGCUAUGAGGGUUGACAUCUGCAGUUCUAAUGCCCUGAAGAAACUCAAAGAUAAGGCAGGAGGAAAGAAGUUCUCCAAGGACUUUGAGGAAGGAAGCACACAGCUACAGGAGUUUGUGAAAUUCUUUGACAAACAAAUCAAAACAGGACCUACUUUUCUGCAGGCCCUCAGCAAUGCAGAUAUCUUCUAUGAGAUGCAGUACAAGGAGGUCAAGAUUGUUGCCAAUGCCUACCAGACGUUUGCUAAUCGGGUCUCCCACCUGAAACGUAAGCUGGACAGCCUAAAAUCCACCUUACCAGACCUGGAUGACUCGCCCCUUCCCUCACCCUCAGCGGAUGCACCAUCGCCAAUGGGCUCCGAGUCCUCUUUCCAUGAAUUGGCAUUGGCCCACCCUGAUCCAGAUCUCGAUGGCUCUGCUAUGGAUGAUGAGGUGGAGCCACCGGCCCCGAGCCCUCUGUCCUCAGUGGGAGGAUCCCCCAGACACCCGGAGCCACUCGGUGAAAAUGACAAUCGUGAAGUGGAGGACAUGGAGCUCUCUGAGGAAGAAAUGGGCAGUGGCGACAUUAUAGUUGAGGAGCAGAUUGAAUGUUCCCCUCACCCAGAGGUGUCCACUACAGUACCUGAAAGUAAUGAGCCAUCAGCAGCAACAGAGCAGCCUGUCAAACAGGUUAUGUCUCCUGUAGCCUCUUCUGGAGCAGCGUUGGACAACGCUCACAUGGGUAAAAUUGGCUCCAUCCUCAACAGUUUAAGCUCAGUGAUGAAGAAUACAGGACCGUUAAUGGAAAGUCCUCCUGCAGCUACCCCUGGCUCCUCAGUAAAACCCACAUCUGCUGAUGUUGUACCCUCUCAGGAUGCCAGUUCACUGGUAGACCUCCUCUCCAAGGUGGACAUGAAUCCUGCAGAGCUCCUCAGUGCUCUGUCCAGAGUCCAGGAACAAGGCAGCCUUGAAGGCAUCACUUCUCUUCUGAGCAGCCCAGCUGCAAAUGUCUCAUCAGACUCCUUGAGUACAGGCAAGACUCCUCCCUCUUCUGCUUUCACAUCUGCAUCAGCAGCACCCUCUCAGAGCCUGUCCCUCUCCUCUGUUGCGCCUGUGCCUUCGUCACAGAGCUCUACUGUAACACAGAGCCUAAGUUCCCAAGCGCCCCUUCAAACUACCAGCACAGCCUCUGCCCUGGUGCAGGCUCUCCAUAGAGACAUGGAUUUGACAACAGAGCCCGAACCAUCCUUGUCUUCUAAGAGUUUAGAGUCUAAAAUCCACAGCUUCCUGCAGGAGAAUCCUGCUUUCAGUGCAUUUGACCUGGGUUUUUCUGCAAACCCAGUGCCUGGGGGGGAUAAUCUCAGCCCGGUAACUGGAACAGACACCCAGGAUGGGACACCAGUGCGGGAUGAGGGUGGAGGCACCCCAACUCAAGAUGAGAUAAUGGACAAACCUGUGGGGUUCCCAUUCGUUUCCAACACAAAUCAGUCAUCUUUUAAAACAGCUCCUUUUGCACACCAGAAUAUCCCUCAGCAGAUCUCCAAUUUUCUCCAGCAGCGUGCUCACUUGCAGCCACCUGUGGCUCAGAAUGGGCAGGUCCAACACCUGCACCCAUAUGAUAAACAGGAGGGGUCACAGCACAGAAUUAGUGAACCUGUUGCAUAUUACCAGCAGAUUUCUGCACAUGCAGGGGGGCCAGUGCCUGGAGAAAGAGCCCCAGGCAGUUCCAGUAGCGCACAGACAGUUGAAGGCUUUCAGGGUAUCUGUGAAAGAGGUUGGUAUAGUGACACUUACCCAGAGGGCAACUCUCAGCAACCCGGAGGCUACAGUGUGACAGCGCCUGGAGGGGCUGGAGAAAACAAGAUGUCAGGACUUUAUCCAUGCCAAGCAGAGCGGGCUCAGGAACUUCAAGAGUUGGCUUCCCAGCAGAUUGCCACCACAUCCCCUGGUUUCUUCACAAGCAACUUGCCUCCUGUCCCAAAUCUACCUCCCCCUCCUCGUGUUUAUGACACCCCGCCUUCUGCAACCAUCAGUACAAUGAUUGCCCAAGACCAACAGCCGAUUCCCUGCACAAAAACAGAUGUGAUUGGAGCCACAGCCAACAGUGUUAUCAGUGGGAUGGUGGUGCAUGACCAUCAACACAAGUCUUUGUUUCAUGCAGAAGAGCUGCCGUUUGAACUUGACCGACCUCACCUUCAUCACCAGGAGGAUUUACACCCUCACCCACAAGACUUGCGUUACCAGGAGGAGCUCGAACAGUACCACGAUGAGCUCCGCCGUCAUGAUGUUCUUUUCUUUCAAGAUGACCCUUACCACCACCCAGAUGAUCCAUAUAUCAGGCCAGGUAGCCCUAGACAUUACUACCCCAGAGGUCAAGGGCGCCUGACUCCCCCAAUCUCACCCUCUGAGGACCCUUAUUUUGCUCAUGAAUUUCAGCGGCACAGCCCCCCUCCUCCGCACUACGGUCUGAGGAGACCACCACCUCAUCUUGAAAUGCAUUAUCCUGGACUACGACCUCCACCUCGGCCUCCCCACCCAGCACAUCACCCACACCCCAGGGCACCCCCACAUGCACCCUUUCCUCAGUUCCAUGGCCCUGAUCCAAUGUUAAGAGGCAAACGUCCAGGUCCAAGAGGAAGGGGAAAUGCUGGUCCAAUGUUCCCCCCAAAAAGACCCUUUCCACCCCCACGCUACUGACUGGUCAAAGCUAGCUUUGAGCUCUCUAAAUCACUGUGGGUGUGAUAAAGGCAGGGACAGGACAUAACAAAGAUCCACGCCCUGCAGUGAGAAACUUCUGAAAAGUGCAGAUACUGAUAUGGGAUUCAGAAGGUUUUAUUGAAGAAGAAUUAAUUCAGUAGCUGUCAGAAGAAAAGCGACAAUGGCGACAGAUAAAGGGUGGUCAAACAGUUGAGGAUCACAAGAGAAAACUCCCACGAUGUGUACAAGAACAUGGAGAUUCAGAGGGCUGCUGAACUGAAGAGUGAAGACAGAAGAAUAAAGAAAAUAAGAGGUGGAUAUAUAUAUAUAUAUAUAAUUCACUUUUUGCUCCAGUAUGAAUCAUUGCAUUAAAUAAGAAAUUGAGUAUAAUUUUGAUAUAGGCCAGUGUGUCAACUAGUCCCAAGGCUGUUCCUCUUUCUUUUCCAAGUUGAAUCUGAAGAUAGUGAUUUGUGCUAACAGUAAGAGAAGAAUGUAGUUGGUGCAUUGUUUCUGCUGUCAUUUAGUUCUUCAGUGAGCAGAUCUGACUACUCCACUUCCAUAUUAGCAGUAUCCGAGCAGCUGUUGCUAAAAACCAAUUUAAAAUUCGUUUGGGGUAUGAAACAAGAGUGUAUAUUAUAGAAUUUCUGUUCCUUCUACAAUACAUGGUAGCAUAUUAAGAGAAAAUUUUCUAAUUCAGAUUGUUAUAUUUAUGAAGCGGUGCGUUCUCCACAAGUUCGUAAGAUCAUAUGGGCGAUAGUUUUCGGCGUUAAUUUCCUUGAAGGAGAGCAGCACAAAUCUAGUCAAAGGGAGAGAGAGGUUGUUGUUUUUUUCUCCAGCCUUCAACACAGACGCAGAAGACUUUCAUUUUUGGGGAGGAUGAAGAUUCUCGUCUUCAAUUUCAUUUUACUUGUACUGAAUAAUAAAAAUCUGAGUUGAAAAAAUGUGUU
This is a messenger RNA of Monopterus albus (swamp eel), 4513 nucleotides long. It is a transcript of the gene rprd2a, whose product is annotated as regulation of nuclear pre-mRNA domain containing 2a. The record is from RefSeq and is a predicted model, not a curated record. NCBI's taxonomy places the organism in Eukaryota, Metazoa, Chordata, Actinopteri, Synbranchiformes, Synbranchidae. The transcript is spliced from 10 exons. The coding region runs from base 306 to 3566 and encodes 1086 amino acids. Gene Ontology annotation, biological process: mRNA 3'-end processing. Gene Ontology annotation, molecular function: RNA polymerase II complex binding.